GAUUUUACUGAAUCCAAAGAUCCACGAACAUAAUCAUUACAUCAAUUUUGCAGCAAGGGUGACUGAGCGCAGAAGGGAAGCCGCGGUAAAUCAAGUGAUCCGAAAUUGCCGUCAUGCUCGCUCUGCUGUUGUUCACGGUCCUGGCUAUAACGUGCUCAUGUUUCGGACAACUGAGUGUAGACGUGCCAUCACCUGACCAAUACAAUAUUUUGCUGAAUGGCAAGCCACUCCUGUUAGGUUCAGGUGUGGCCGUGUUCCACGAGCAGCAAUGGUUUGCAAGUGACGCCACCAAUGAGACAAGCCACAAUGAUUCAGUGGAUGAAUCGCCAGCCAAGAAGCUGGUCUUGGUGAAGAAAGAGCAAAAGAGCGGAGUGGACGUGAUCGGUAGCUAUUCUUCCUGGGAUAGUACAUGGCAGGCUGACGAUGUUACCAUCGUGACAGUCAUCAAGACCUACCCUAGUCUUGAAAAUGUCGUAGCUUUCUCCUACAACAUCAGUAACUCUUCACUGACGCCGGGAACUAACAGUGGCGAUGCCAAUAACGUUAUCACCAACUUCCCUGCACUGAGCAAGGCCAACGGUUCAUUCUUCGACAACUCGACCUUCCUAGGAUGGAGUGGUAUGAUGGUACGUGCUGUUAUGGGAUACCCUGCCUAUGGAAAGAUAUCUGGCCCUCACGUGUAUGUCGAUGGAGAAGCUCCCGUGAACUCAGCCGACGUUGUCAUUCUGUCCUAUUUCGAUCACUUUAUGAGCUCCAGUCAGACGAAUCAGCGGUACAACGGCGAGAAGGUCGACUGGAUACCGGGCAUCAGUCAGUCAGUCAAGAGCUUGCCGGCCGGAUUCAGUCACACGUUUGUUGUGUUCCAUGGCACCAGAGGACUGACACAGACAAUGCACGACUAUGGGCAGUUCAUGCAGUCCACGCAUUCGCCAACUGGUAAACUUGAACGACACCAGGACAUUACCCUAGACUUUCUGGGCUAUCAGACCGACAAUGGUGCCAUGUAUUGCUUCUGUUACGAAGGCUCUGGCUGUGUCAAGACACUGCUGGACCUCAAGGCAUAUUUGGACAGCAUCGAGGUACCUCUCGGCUACCUAUCCCAUCAGGGCGAGUGGUGGAAAAGUAGCUUCUCGUCGCCGUGGUGCGUCACGGACUGGACACCGAACGCGGCGUACGCCGGCAUGUCGGUCGCGGACUUCCGGCAGAAGUUCGGCACGCCUCUGCAGCUGUACGCGCCGUUCUUCUGCAAUGACACCGUGUACGCGCGUGACAAUGGUGGUAACUUCAGCAUGAUCAACAGUAGCAGCGCACUGCCACGCUGUGGAAACUAUCAUUUUAGGCUCGUUGCACCGAAUAGCUCCGCCGAAUUUUACAAUGAAUUCUUCAAGUUGGGCAAGAGCAUGGGCAUGGAGUCGUUUGAGAUCGACUUCAUGAACCAGAAUUAUAUCUGCGUUCCGGAUCUGAUUGAAUCCGUCGCAGCCGUGGAGAUGUGGAUGGAUGGCCUGCACCAAGCAGCUCUGCAGCAGCAAAUCCCGAUGCAAUGGUGCAUGACGACGCCAACGCACGCACUCGCCUCUCUCUACUACCCAACCGUGACGAACUUCAGAGCAAGCGUGGAUUACAAGGGUGGCACGAGUUAUCACAUUGGCCUGAGCUCCAUACUGAUCUGGGCGGUGGGUGCAGCGCCGUCCAAGGAUACGUUCUGGACAACGGACAACAUGCCGCUGGCUACGCAGACCGGUGGUUGCUCCACGUCGGGAUGUCCCGUCGAUCACUCAAAUGCAUCCCUGGAGCUGCACACAAUCCUCGCUGUACUGUCGACAGGCCCGGUCGGCUUCAGCGAUGCAGUAGGCAUGACGAACCGGUCAUUGCUCAUGCGAACGUGCCAAGAGAAUGGCCGCCUGUUGCAGCCAGCAAAGGCGGUCACUUCUAUUGACGCCAUCAUGAGCAAGACGAGACAGUUCCAUGGCAAUAUAUACAGUACGUAUUGUGGCAAUGAGAGCCGGGCAUUGGCAUACCUCGUCGUCUCGUUCAGCAUGAGGAACAGCUGGAAUCUGACAACUGCGGACCUGUGGUCUCCAUCGGGUAUUGUAUUACCGGCUGCACGGCAAGCAUCAAGUAAUUUGCUGGUAUAUCGGCUGCGCUGGAACGACCCUCCAUGCCUCGACGGCAAGCAGGCCUCUGAAUGCGUGAAAUCAGUAAGCAUGCGUGGCAUCUCCGAGAAUGAUGUACUGUGCACGAUCCCGGCGAUCCCAGGUCCGGACAUCGUACCGUGCCUGACCACGGUGUGGCCGAUCGUGUGCGCGAACGGAUGGCUCCUGCUCGGCGAGCUGACCAAAUACGUACCCCUGGCAGCGAGCCGGUUCCCGGCCAUGUACAGUUGUACAGCAGACGGCUUGGUGGCCACUGUACUGGGUAGUGCGAAGGAGGUUGUUAGCGUGACCGCGCUUGGGCCGCAGAACGGAGUGGCGGCGAGCAUUGUCUACGUGAAACAUAUAACUAUUGGCGCAGCUGCAUCCGCUACCAUUCACUUCCCUUAAUCCAGGACUUUCUAAAUGGCAUAGUGCUGCUUCCCACGCCAUCCGCUUGCGAUAGCAACGGAAACAAAACCAACCCUCUUGAGCAGGAGGAAGCGAGCCUUCCAUACAACAGGAGGUAUCCAGCUUGAAGAUUUCAUUCACGAUGCUUGCAACACACACUCCCAAGCAUACAGACCAUGGGUGAGAGUCAGCGACGACUUUUGCAGCCAGAUAAUUAACAUUGAUUUUCCAGCCAUGCCCAGAAUGGGUUUGGGGUAUACAAUUUUCUACACUCUCCUCCUCAACACUACUUAGAAGACUGAUUGUGGUUGGAAAAGGAUGAUACAACACUGCCACACAAAUUUUCGAAUAACCGAACGUUACUUCUCACAUUCGAAUACUAGUAUUCUUUCUGCUGUCUUGUUGGUAUUCUAGAAUAAUCCGAAAAUUCGCAUAUUCCUCGCAUCACUAAUUCUCAGCUUUCAGCAACCCUGGGUGAGUUGUUUUUAAUUUGUGUAUGAAGCAUUGUGGCUCGUUUCCAUUUUGCAUCACCUUUUCCCACGUAUUCCAGGAUAUCAUUAUCAGAAUGGUCUUGGAGCCGCGUGUGAAUGGCCAGAAUGGUGAGAAAUCCUGAA
Molecule: messenger RNA, 3154 nt
Organism: Sycon ciliatum
Lineage: Eukaryota; Metazoa; Porifera; Calcarea; Leucosolenida; Sycettidae
Exons: 1
Coding region: 114-2540 (808 amino acids)
Source: RefSeq, a predicted model, not a curated record